AAAGAGGAGGAGGAGGAAGGGGAACCGGCGGCGCUAAGACCCCGGGCGGCGCGAGGCUUCCUCGGGCGCGCCAAAGGCAGAAGCAGCAGCAGCGGCAGGAGGAAGAAGCAAAGCAAGCAGCAGCAAGCAGCGCCUCCCUCCUCCUCCUCCUGUUCUCCCUUUGGCAACCUUCUCCUCCUCCGGCACGUCAGCUCUUCCUCAGCCUCGAUGGAUGGAGCCUCCCUGCCGCCCCCAGAGGUGCCGCUAUGUUUCUGAUUCACCGCUCGGCUGAACUCCCACAUCCAGUUAAUCCUCGUCCUCAGCCUUUCCCAUGGGCUCACCAGUAUCAUUUGUCUUAUCCAGGAUGGCCGCUUGCGGAGGCACCACCAAAAAUAGGCUCACGGUAAAUAAGCACGUCUGGGACUUUCUAACCAAGGAAAGCCCCGCCAAGCUGGUCAAGCUGAAGGAGGAAAACAAGGUGAGCAUCUUGAUCGAUGGCGAGACUUCGGAGAUCUACGUGCUCCAGAUCACCAUGCCUGCCCACGGGCCCAGCAAUGGCCUCUACCUGGCCCGCAAGGCUCUCAAGGCUCUGCUGAAGGAGACUGAGAAGGAGCUGAAGAAAGCCCAGCGCCAGAGCGAGCUGAUGGGCUGCAUGGCCUUAAUGGAGAAGAACAGGGAGCACGGGCCAGUCGAGCUCCAUCGCCGAGGGACUGGCUUGAUAUCCAGAGGGCAGCAGACCUCCGGGCCCAGAGUGGUCAGUGGGAGCGGAGGGGUCGCCGGCUGCUCACGGGGCGGGGAAGAGGAACAGGACAGCCAGUGCCCCAUCUGCUUGGGGGAGAUCCAGAACAUUAAGACUCUGGAGAAGUGCAAGCACUCCUUCUGCGAGGACUGUAUCACCCGGGCCUUGCAGGUCAAGAAAGCCUGUCCAAUGUGUGGCCGUUUCUAUGGGCAGCUGGUGGGCAACCAGCCAGAGAAUGGACGCAUGCUGGUCUCCAAGGACUCAAGUGUGCUGCUCCCUGGUUAUGAGAAGUAUGGCACCAUCAUCAUCCAGUACGUCUUCCCACCUGGCAUACAAGGGGUGGAGCACCCCAAUCCCGGCGUCCGCUACCCAGGCACCACCCGCGUGGCCUACCUACCCGACUGCCCUGAAGGCAACAAGGUGCUGGCUCUGUUCCGUAAGGCCUUUGACCAACGCCUCACCUUCACCAUCGGCACUUCCAUGACCACAGGACGAGCCAAUGUCAUCACCUGGAACGACAUCCACCACAAAACCAACUGCACAGGCGGGCCACAGCUGUUUGGCUACCCUGAUGCUACAUAUCUUGCCCGGGUGCAAGAAGAACUACGAGCCAAGGGCAUCACCAAUGACUGAUCUUAUUCCCUGCUCCCCUAUGCCCAGGAAUGGCUUGUCCUUUCUCCCAAGUCCAGCCGUUGUGGAUGGAGCAUUCUCACCUAUUGGAGCCAACUGUCUCAUGAUGUGGUCUUGAUCCAGAGCACAGAGCCUGGUUAUUCAUAUUGAGAUGACAUUCCAAGUUGAACCAGUUACCCGAAGAAUAAGGGACCAGAGGCCUAUGGACAUCUGUGUGUGUACAUGAAUGUGUAUGAGUGAGAAAGAGAGAGAAUGAAUUCAACAUCUGCCUUUGAAUUGGUUCCAGUAAGAAAAAGUUCAAGCCCAGCCUACACACUGCACAGAAUGAGACAGUCGAGUCCUGGACUGUAGAUGCUCAGACUAUUUGGUAGAAUGGGAUCACUAUUUUAAAUGAUACCCUCUUUAAGUUCAAAAAGAAGCUGAAAAAGCAACUUCCUGUGUGUAGUAAACAAGCAUAUCAGAGAGAGUCCUGUGUUGAAUCCUUUUCUAUGAUGUACUGGAUGACUAUAUGCAGGAAUAAUUCGUUUACAGAACAUUUGAAAAUAAUAGCCCUGGUAUCUCUCAUCUGACAUCACUUAAGUCCAGGUUUUUAUUAGCUGCAUAGUAAUAGAUUGGCUCUUUGACCCAGAAAUAGGUUAAUGAAGAGGCAAGCUCUUUUUGCUUGUUCACAUUUCUGCCUCAUUCACAUUUCAAAAAAGAGAUGGGAGUUGGGUUGUUGUAGGUUUGUAUAUGGCCAUGUUUUAGAGGCAUUUUCUCCUGACGUUUCGCCUGCAUUUAUGGCAAGCAUCCUCAGAGGUUGUGAGGUCUAUUGGAACUAGGAAAAUGGGUUUAUAUAUAUCUGUGGAAUGACCAGGGUGGGGCAAAGAACUCUUGUCUGUUGGAGCUAGGUGUGAAUGUUUCAACUGGCCACCUUGAUUAGCAUUUGAUGGCCUGGCAGUGCCUGGGGCAAUCUUUUGUUGAGAGGUGAUUAAAUGUGCCUGAUUGUUGGGAGUUGUUUUGAUUUACCUUAAGAGGAGGGUUCUGGUGACAGGAGCUUCUCAACAUUACUUCCCUUGUGCUCUUCCUCUCCAGUCUCUGUGCUCUCCAGGCAAGAAAACUUGUGAGAUUGGCAGAAAGCUCGGAGCAGGACUACGGACAGGGUUGUUAGAGGAAGAAGGAGGUUCUGUAUUUCCCAUUUGGGUGCUCUGUUUGAUACUAAAAUGAAGCCUUCCUACCUGCGCUUUUAGUGGGCGUGAAGAGAUGUUGUGUGUGUGUGUG
Messenger RNA from Anolis sagrei ordinatus, 2605 nucleotides. It is a transcript of the gene DTX3, whose product is annotated as deltex E3 ubiquitin ligase 3. Gene Ontology annotation, biological process: Notch signaling pathway; protein ubiquitination. Gene Ontology annotation, cellular component: nucleoplasm. NCBI's taxonomy places the organism in Eukaryota, Metazoa, Chordata, Lepidosauria, Squamata, Anolidae. Gene Ontology annotation, molecular function: ubiquitin protein ligase activity. The record is from RefSeq and is a predicted model, not a curated record.